Messenger RNA from Triticum turgidum subsp. durum (durum wheat), 432 nucleotides. The record is from the annotation of a GenBank genome assembly. Lineage: Eukaryota; Viridiplantae; Streptophyta; Magnoliopsida; Poales; Poaceae.
AUGGGUCGCGUCCGCACCAAGACCGUGAAGAAGACCUCCCGCCAGGUCAUCGAGAAGUACUACUCUCGGAUGACCCUCGACUUCCACACCAACAAGAAGGUGCUCGAGGAGGUCUCCAUCCUCCAGUCGAAGCGCCUCCGCAACAAGGUGGCCGGCUUCACCACCCAUCUGAUGCGCCGCAUCCAGCGCGGCCCCGUGCGCGGCAUCUCCCUCAAGCUGCAGGAGGAGGAGCGUGAGCGCCGCAUGGACUUCGUGCCGGAGAAGUCGGCGCUCGAGGUCGACGAGAUCCGCGUCGACAAGGAGACCAUGGACAUGCUGGCGUUCCUCGGCAUGGCCGACCUCCCCGGCGUUGAGCGCGCCCCCGAGGCCACCUCUGCCGCUGCCCCCUACCGCCAGCCCUUCAACGGACCCCGCGGUGGCAAUCGCGCCUAG